Messenger RNA from Coregonus sp. 'balchen', 30933 nucleotides. Lineage: Eukaryota; Metazoa; Chordata; Actinopteri; Salmoniformes; Salmonidae. The record is from the annotation of a GenBank genome assembly.
AUGGAGGAGAGCAGAGGAGAGCUGGGGGGGGGGGGGGGUGAGAGGAGGAGCGCUGGGGAGGGGGGGGGGGGUAUGAGAGGAGGAGAGCUGGGGAGGGGAGGGGGGGUGAGAGGAGGAGAGCUGGGGAGGGCGGAUGAGAGGAGGAGAGUGGAGGAGGGGAUUAAGUACCCCAGGGACCCUGGGAGCUGAAUUGGACAUUUGGGGUAUGUGUGUGUGUGUGUUGGUGUGCGUGCAAGCGCACUUGUGUGUGUGUGUUGUGUGGGGGGGAGGGGUCUCAGCAUUAGCAACCCCCCUAAACAGAAACCGACAAAGACACAUAUACACACAUGAAUCUCACACACAUACAUGCCCCUCUCCUGGCCUGGUGAUGGAAAAUACAGGCAGUGGUCUGCACCAGCAAACACACAUGAACUCAACCAUCAAGUGCUUGGGCUUUGAUACUGUCAUUCCAAACGUUUGUGCGUCCACUGAUAUACAUGUAUUGUCAUACACAGUAGUACUGUAUGUUUUAUUUGAUGUGGGAGUUCAUAUAUAAUCUGAAAGGCACUCCAUACUUCUGUGCAGUAGAUUAUAAGAACAAUAGUUCUAAAGAUGUUCACCCUCCUACCCUUAUCCAUGUACUGUAGAUCACUGGAACAGCCCAUCUGAUUUCUUCUCCUCUCACCCCUCCUUUGCAGAUAAUUGGAACGAUCCCACUGAUGCCCAACUCUGGGGGGCCCUCGAGCCAAUCAGGGGGCGGAAACCCUGCGCUGCAGGUCCAGCCAAUUACACCUCAGCUUCUGACCAACACCCAGGGCCAGAUCAUUGCCACAGUGAUCGGCAAUCAGAUCCUGCCUGUCAUCAACACCCAGGGAAUCACGCUGUCACCAAUCAAGCCUGGACAGCAGGUAACCACACACACACGUACUGUAUAGUACACACACAUGCACAGACACAUUAGACACAAUACAUACAAGACACAUGAAGAUAUUCCUACUCACAGAAGAUGCCAAUUGAGUACAUUCGCAGACCACAAAUCUGUGUAGAUAUAGCUUACUCGUGAGAAAAGUAACCCAAACAAAACUAGUCAGGUCUGAUCUUCUCAUCUUCUGUCUAAACACAACUUGAAAAUAUUUCCUUCUCAUAAACAUAACUCCCAACUGGAGCAUUUCAUUGCUCCAAGUGUUUGGAAGCGGUUGCUUUCGAUUAAACCAUUCAAAUUGACUCUCUUGACUAUGGCAGUAAAGAUUAUAGAAGUGUGACAGAAAGAAAGUGAUAGUGCAUGUAUCAAAAUCUGUCAAGCCUUUGAAAAGAUACUCUAUUUUUAGGAGCUAAUAAGCAGCACCAUGGUGCAUCCUCACAAAGGUGUGUGUUUGUGUGUAAAGCACCUGUCAGGGAACCUCUCAAACUCCCUCUCUGGCAGUCUGCAGAGCCCCUGCAGAGCCAAACGAAAAACAACUUUUCAUCACCCCACUUAAAACUCAAACACUACCUCACUCUGUUUUCACCCUGUUUCUUUUUUCUCUCACUCCCGCUAUAUUUCUCUCUCUCAUCCUCCCCACAUAUUCGUGACCUUAUCUGUGACCUGAGCAUGUCGUAAUUCUCCUUAAUCACAUAUUUAAAAGGAGAAUCGUGUGUCUCUAGCUAGCGUAACAAUAAAACACAGUGCUGAGCCUCUAAAAGAGGUUCUCUUAGAACAUGCACAGACGAACAUGGACGUGUAAAUGCAUGGUAGGAGUCAGAGGCACACUUACCAAAGAAAACAAAGAAAUGUCACAGCUUUAAGUCUACUAUGGACCCGGCUUUCAGCCAUAAAAAUGAAGAUAAAAAAAGUGAAAGAUGCUAUGUAAACGGCAAGGACAGUAGUUAAACCUGAUAGGGUGGAUUAACUCAGAAGAUGGCCUUAAAUGUGACUUCACAGAACACCAGAUCACACUUGUGGACGUUUGUAAUAAUGUUUGUUUUUUUGUCCUCACUUCAAAGCCACGGACGUAGACAACGACUGUUCCACGGGUAUCAUUUACGGUUGUCAGCGCCAGCAAUGCCGAAUAUUUCCAGUGAAGCUAGAUAAUUCUCACUGCCUGUCAACCGUCUCGACAGUAUGUGCAUCGCUGUUGACAUCCACCACCACUCCAAACAAACACAUGCCGAGGGGAAAAUAAUUAAUAGCGAGAGAGAGUACUGAGAAAGUCAACCUAGUUUAUGGAGGAGACAGCUUUGACUUUAGAGUGAAGACGUAUCAGCUUGAUCUUGUAAGAGCAAUUCAUUUGCGCACCAAACAUGAAAAUACAUAGUUUUCUUACAGCCAGAGCACAUUGCCUGUAAAUCAUAAAUUAAGUUUGAUAAGGGAGUGGCGGUGUCUUUUCCUGCGCCGACAUGCCUUUAUUAGCAAUUACCUUAUGUGAUGACUGGAGAAAACACCCUAUAAUUAUCUAAAUGUUUUUUUCUACACUCCUGUAUGGCAGGCAGGGGAUGGUAGAGGUCUUCACGGGUCCAAAAAGUUGGAAGAAUGAAAUCUGAAAUGGACCUGGGGCUUUCCCACCCGAACCCAAUAUGCAUACAUUUUUUUUAUAUACAGACACUCAUUCCGAACGGACCAGAGGACAAGCAGACCCGUUCCAUAUAGACCUGGUCGGAUCCAGACACGAUCCAAUCCGAGUGAGGGAAGCAGCAGAAAAUAUUUUUAAGCUACUUUAUUGACCGGAGCUGAUAAAGCGUGAUAGGAGGGAGACAGAAGUGCUGCUCUAGCAGGCGGGGGGCACCAUACUGUGAGCGAGUGACACUGGGAGCAGGGAGGGAGAAACGAGAGACAGCAACCAACCAAGCCGACUCGUGCUAUAGUAGACUAAAAGCUGCCAUAGCUAGGUUAUUUAUCAUCAAAUAUGACUGCAUCAAACUGGGAGAAGCUAGUUAAGCUAGCUAAAGUUAGCUACAGUAGCUAGGCUAAUUGAGGCUGCAGUGCAUGCACUUUCUCAUCCUACAGUUACAAAUAAUAACUCCAUUCAGAAUAUUAAGUAGCAGCCUACCUGUUGGCUCUUAGUCAUUGUAGCCUAUCCUUCUCCUUUAACUUUUAAUUCCGUCAUUUGAUUUCCAUCCUCCAUUGAUUAGAUAUCUCCUAACUUUUGCCACACAUGGAGUGAGGCUCUAUGACUGUAACCUAUUGCCACUUUGAUGACUCAUGUUUGGCCAACAACAAGCUAUACGCGCCACGCUCCACUCUCAUGAAAAGCAAGAGCAGCAGCAUAAAUGAUAUAAUUUCGCUCUACUGCAGCAGUACAUUCAGAUAUGUACGGGCCCUUCCGGACAAGUCAUUUAAAAUUACCGGGCAGAGACCAUUGACAAUCAUAUCAGAUUCAACCCAGACCCGUGACAUUAUUUAAAAUUCUGGUUCCGGACCUGCUCGAGUCCCGGAUCGGGUCUCGGGUAUAUGGGUACAGGUGGAUCCAUUAAGACCUCUAUGGGACGGUAAUGCUCAUGGAGAGCGGAAGAGAGAGAGAAAUACAAACAGCUGAGCCACCAUUCAUCUCCUAUCAAACCCCAGUGUCUCUUUUAUACUAAUCUAACACUGUCUGUUUCAAUAGUAAUCUAGCUCUGAAUGGUCUUCUCUAGGGAUGGGUAACUUUGAUGGGGGCCACAAAAAAACGGAACUCAUCAGUGACUCGUGGGUCUGCAUACACACUUCCAUACCCCCCCCCCCCCCCCCCCCCCCCCCCCCCCCCCCCAAGCAAAACAUUUUAGCAAAACGUUUUAGCGGCCCCCCUCAUGAAGAGAGGGGUGUAGAGAAAAUGUUGCCGUUUUAAAGCAAGUUUGCUGCAAUUCUACACAUUUUGCCAUUGGGUAGAGGCAAAUGUUUUCCGUUUUUAAUAUGAUAACUGAUGAUCGAUGGGUCCCACCCCGGUCAGUAAUUCGACCAUGCUUACUACAAGUUUAGAUAGCUGGCCGCUAGACUAAUUUACCAAUCUAAUUGAGUGACUGCUGAUGCAAAACCAAAUUUUAAAAUUGCUCCUUGUGUAUUCUAUUAUUCUAACUCUCAACCGUAAGUUGAGACCCUGACAGAGUUCCUAAAAAUGAUUUUCAAGAUAACUUGUAGUGUUAUUGAGUUGUAAUAUUAUAGUGGUUGUAUUGUUGUUUUAAGUCAAUAUUUAAUUUCUGUGUGUGUGUCCUCAGCUGCCUCAGGCUCAGCCGGUUCAGACAGGCCCAGUGUCGUCUCAGCCCAACCUGCUCCACAUGCCCCACAGUCAGAGUCCUCUCCGCCAGGUCUCUUCCUCCUCAUCAUCAUCAUCUUCCUCCUCCGCUCUCAGCGUGGGUCAGCUGGUCAGCAGUGAGUACCCGGCGACAUCCUCACACGCAAACACACAAACACACACACUCAUAUUAAAAUAACAUACAAGCAUACAGAUAAACCUACAUUGUCAGAUAAUUACAUUUUGUAAUUGACCACAUGUUGGUGAACCUUCUAUUUCAAGAGUGCUGGCUUUCUGUUUGUCCAAAAACAUUCGAUUUUUCGGUAACGCUUCAUUUUAUAGCCUGUUAAUUACUAUGUAUUUACCUAGUAAAUACGUAGUAACAAAAACGAUAUACAUAGUAACAAUUUAGUCUUAAACAAGCAAGUAAGUACUACAUACUUAUUUAGUAAUAAUAUAGGUAAGUACAAGUAAGUAAGAAGUACAAGUAAGAACCAGCGUAUUACCAUGUAAAUAUGUAGUCACGCCGGUCUCUUUCAAAGUAAUACCUAAGAAAAACCAAUGAACAUACAUGGUAAUUUAUCAUUUAAAUACCUUCAUUUAAAUACCAAAUAAAUACCUUCAAGUGAUCCUCUUGUGUUGAUAUUCUCUCAGUUAUUUCAGAGUACUUUACCUUUAGUUACCAUGCAUGGUCACAGUAACAGGGCUGUAAAAUUAAGUGAUGUCUGUUUCCAUGUAGAUACAAUGUAGUUACUUGUGAGUUACCACUGCAUUGGAUGAUUCCAUCGCAUGAAGACAACAGCAACAUUUUCUUUGAUCUUACCCUGUUGUUACAUGGUACCACCUUCACACUCACAGGGUAGGUAGGAGGUAAGAGGGCUGUAGAAUGAAACCAUUGCUAAUACCAUAUACAGUGCUUAUAGAAAGUAUACACCCCCUUAAAAAAAAUGUCACCUUUUGUUGCCUUAUAGCCUGGAUGUAAAAUGCAUAAAAAUUGUAGGUUUCACAUUGUACCCCACAACUUCCAAGUUUAAAAUAUAUUCAGAUUUAUUUUUUGCAAAUCAAUACAAAAUAAAACCUGAAAUAGCUUGGUUGGAUAAGUGUCCCUUGUAAUAGCAAUCCUAAAUUAGCACAGGUGUAACCAGUCACCUUCAAAAUCACAUGCCAAGUUGAUUGGCCUCCAAUUGUAGUGAUUCACAUGAUUUCAGGAUAAAUUCAGCAGUUCCUGUAGGUUCCCUCUGCUGGGUAGUGAAUUGCAAAGCAAUCACUUAACCAUGAGCACCAAGGAGCUUUCAACCCCCAAGACCUAGAUCAGGCCCUCCCUCCAAACUGGAUGACCAACCAAGUAGGAGACUGAUCAGAGGCUACCAUGAUUCCAAUGGCAACUUUGAAAUAACUACAGGCUUUUAUGGCCAAGACUGGUCAAAGUGUGCAUGUGACAACAAUAUCCCAAGCACUCCACAAAUCUGGCAUGUAUGGUAGGGUGGCAAGAAGGAAGCCAUUACUCAAGAAAGCCCACCUUGAAUCCCAUUUGAAGUAUGCAAAAAAAAACACUCGGGAGACUUUGUAGCCAUGUGGCAAAAAGUUUUGUGGUCUGACAAAACUAAAAUUUAACUUUUUGGCCUAAAUGCAAAGCGUUACGUUUGGCGCAAAUCCAACACAUCACCCAAAGAACACCAUCCCUACUGUGAAGCGUGGUGGCAGCAUCAUAUUAUGGGAUGUUUCUCAUCGUCAGGAUAGAAGGGGAAAUGAAUGGAGCAAUGUACAGAAAACUCCUUGAGGAAAACCUGCUGCCCUCUGCAAGAAAGCUGAAACAGGGACGGAAGUUCACCUUUCAGCAUGACAACGACUCAAACCAAAGCUAAAGUGGAGUUGCUAAGGAAUAAAAAGGUAAAUGUCCUUGAGUGGCCCAGUCAGAGCCUCGACCUAAAUCCAAUCGAAAAUGUGUGGCACGACUUGAAAAUUGCUAUCCAUCAAUGCUCCCAAAGGAACUUGACAGAGCUUGAACAGUUUUGUAAAGAAGAAUGGUCAAAUAUUGCCAAAUCUAGGUGUGCAACCUGGUCUCAGAGCAUUUCGUAUUAUUCUGUAAGUAAAUCCGAGAUACUCUAUUUAUUAUUAUAUGUUAUGUUUUGUAUGGUAUGUAUUAAUUUGUGGAUAUCCAUCAUCCAUUUCAUAUGAUAUGUUACAAAUUAUAAUUUGUAUGAUAUGUUACGAAUUGCAAUUCGUAUGAUAUGUUAGAAAUUCCAAUUUGUUGUGGCUAGGUGGCUAACAUUAGCUAGGCUAAAGGUUAGGGGUUAAGGUUAGGAGUUAGGUUUAAGGGUUAAGGUUAGUGUUAGGGGAAGGGUUAGCGAACAUGCUAAGUAGUUGCAAAGUAGCUAAUUAGCAAAAAUGCUAAAGUUGUCCGUGAUGAGACUCAAACACGCAACCUACGUUCGCGUUAUGCGCCCACCCAUCCACCUCGACAAACUAUCCUCCUUUCAUUUUUGCCUUAAGUAACCUUCUGUCUUAUGUAACCAUACCAAACGCGACAUAUAAUACUAAUUUCAAUGUCCCGGAUUUAGAUUUUUUUAUGUUACGUCUAGUCUAGGAACCCAGGCUGAGCAAAGUUGGUAGAGACCUAUCCCAACAGACUCGAAAGCUGUAAAUGAUGCCAAAGGUGCUUCCACCAAGUAUUAACUCAAGGGGGUGGAGACUUAUCCAAUUAUGAUAUUUCUGUUUUGUAUUUUUAAAAAUAGAUUUACACUACAUGACCAGAAGUAUGUGGACACCUGCUUGUCCAACAUCUCAUUCCAAAAUCAUCUGCAUUUAUAUGGAGUUGGUCCCCCCUUUGCUGCUAUAACAGCCUCCACUCUUUUUGGAAGGCUUUCCACUAGAUGUUAGAACAUUGCUGUGGGGACUUGCUUCCAUUCAGCUACGACCAUUAGUGAGGUCGGGCACUGAUGUUGGAUGAUUAGGCCUUGUUCGCAGUCGGUGUUCAAAUUCAUCCCAAAGGUGUUCGAUGGGGUUGAGGUCAGGGCUCUGUGCAGCCCAGUCAAGUUCUUCCACACCGAUCUCGACAAACCAUUUCUGUAUGGACCUCGCUUUGUGCACGGGGGCAUUGUCAUGCUGAAACAGGAAAGGGCCUUCCCCAAACUGUUGCCACAAAGAUGGAAGCACAGAAUCGUCUAGAAUGUCAUUGUAUGCUGUAGCAGUCACCUAAGUCAUAGACUGUUCUCUCUGCUACCGCAUGGCAAGCGGUAACGGAGCGCCAUGUUUAGGUCCAAAAGGCUCCUUAACAGCUUCUACCCCCAAGCCAUAAGACUGUUGAACAAUUAAUCAAAUGCCCCCCCCCCCCCCCCCCCCCCCCCUUUGUUGAGCGACUUACAGUUAGUGAGUGUAUACAUCUAUGCAGAGUCACUUUACCCCUACCUACAUGUACAAAUUACCUCAACUAACCUGUACCCCCGCACAUUGACUCGGUACCGGUACCCCCUGUAUAUAGCCUCGUUGUUGUUAAUUUAUUGAGUUACUUUUUAUUAAAUUUUUUACUUUAGUUUAUUUAGUAAAUAUUUUCUUAACUAUAUUUCUUGACCUGCAUUGUUGGUUAAGGGCUUGUAAGUAAGCAUUUCACGGUAAGGUCUACACCUGUUGUAUUCGGCGCAUGUGACGAAUAACAUUUGAUUUGAUUAGCGUUAACAUUUCCCUUCACUGGAACUAAGGGGCCUAGCCCGAACCAUGAAAAACAGCCCCAGACCAUUAUUCCUCCUCCACCAAACUUUACAGUUGGCACUAUGCAUUGGGGGCAGGUAGCGUUCUCCUGGCAUACGCCAAACCCAUAUUCUUCCGUCAGACUGCCAGAUGGUGAAGGAAUUGUCCGUAGAGCUCCGAGACCAGAUUGUGUCAAGGCACAGAUCUGGGGUAGGGUAUCAAAAAAUGUCUGCAGUAUUCAAGGUCCGCAAGAACACAGUGGCCUCCAUCAUUCUUAAAUGGAAGAAGAUUGGAACCACCAAGACUCUUCCUAGAGCUGGCUGCCUGGCCAAACUGAGCAAUCGGGGGAGAAAGGAUGUGCUCAAGAACCUGAUGGUCACUCUGGCAGUGCUCUAGAGUUCCUCUGUGGAGAUGGGAGAACCUUCCAGAAGGACAACCAUCUCUGCAGCACUCCACCAAUCAGGCCUUUAUGGUAGUGGCCAGACGGAAGCCUCUCCUCAGUAAAAGGCACAUAACAGCCCGCUUGGUGUUUGCCAAAAUGCACCUAAAGGACUCUCAGACCAUGAGAAACAAGAUUCUCUGCUCUGAUGAAACCACGAUUGAACUCUUUGGCCUGAAUGCCAAGCGUCAUGUCUGGAGGAAACCUGGCACCAUCCCUACGGUGAAGCAUGGAUGUGGCAGCAUCAUGCUGUGGGGAUGUUUUUCAGUGGCAGGGGCUGGGAGACUAGUCAGGAUGGAGGGAAAGAUGAGUGAAGCAAAGUACAGAGAGAUCCUUGAUGAAAACCUGCUCCAGAGCGCUCAGGACCUCAUACUGGGGGCGAAGGUUCACCUUCCAACAGGACAACGACCCUAAGCACACAGCCAAGACAACGCAGGAGUGGCUUCGGGACAGGUCUCUCUGAAUGUCCUUGAGUGGCCCAGCCAGAGCCCGGACUUGAACCCAAUCAAACAUCUCUGGAGAGACCUGAAAAUAGCUCUGCAGCGACGCUCCCAUCCCACUUGACAGAGCUUGAGAGGAUCUGCAGAGAAGAAUGGGAGAAACUCCCCAAAUACAGGUGUGCCAUGCUUGUAGCGUCAUACCCAAGAAGACUUAAUUGCUGCCAAAGGUGCAUUAACAAAGUACUGAGUAAAGGGUCUGAAUACUUACACUACCGGUCAAAAGUUUGAGAUUUUUGGUUCCACCCGCCGUGUCUUUGUGAGACGCGGUGUGGGUGAAUGGAUGAUCUCCGCAUAUGUAUUUCCCACCGUAAAGCAUGAAGGAGGAGGUGUUAUGGUGUGGGGGUGCUUUGCUGGUGACACUGUCUGGGAUUUAUUUAGAAUUCAAGGCACACUUAACCAACGUUUGCGACCACAGCAUUCUGCAGUGAUACACCAUCCCAUCUGGUUUGGGCUUAGUGGGACUAUAAUUUGUUUUUCAACAGGACAAUGACCCAACACACCUCCAGGCAGUGUAAGGGCUAUUUUACAAAGAAGGAGAGUGAUGGAGUGCUGCAUCAGAUGACCUGGCCUCCACAAUCCCCCGACCUCAACCAAAUUGAGAUGGUUUGGGAUGAGUCGGACUGCAGAGUGAAGAAAAAGCAGCCAACAAGUGCUCAGCAUAUGUGGGAACUCCUUCAAGACUGGUUGAGAGAAUGCCAAGAAUGUGCAAAGCUGUCAUCAAGGCAAAGGAUGGCUAUAUAAAGAAUCUCAAAUAUAAAAUAUAUUUUGAUUUGUUUAACACUUUUUUGGUUACUACAUGAUUCCAUAUGUAUUAUUUCAUAGUUUUGAUGUCUUCACUAUUAUUCUACAAUGUAGAAAAUAGUACAAAUAAAGAAAAACCCAUGAAUGAGUAGGUGUGUCCAAACUUUUGACUGGUACUGUGUGUAUCCCGAGUGUGUUGGGCCCUGAGUGGCGCAGCGGUCUAAGGCACUGCAUCUCAGUGCUAGAGGCGUCACUACAGAUCCUGGUUUGAUUCCAGGCUGUAUCACAAUCUGGCUGUGAUUGGGAGUCCCAUAGGGCGGUGCACAAUUGGCCCAGCAUCGGCCGGGGUAGGCUGUCAUUGUAAAUAAGAAUUUGUUCUUAACUGACUUGCCUGGUUAAAUAAAAAAUCCCUGGUAUAUUACAUCAUAUACCAGGGACAAGACAUAGGCCUAUUUUUGGACUCACCGUUGUGCUGUUGAACAGGGUGGUGCGGCGUUCCUUCUUGUCAUCAAAGUCUGGAAUUCUCUGGAUUGAUGGUGCUUUCAAGACAACUGGGAACUCGGGGGGGGGGGGGGGGGGGGAAAUGAGGUUGAAUCAUGACAUCAGUGAUCUUCAGGUUGGAAAGUCUGAUAUCUAGAAAGAGAUCAGAGUUCCCGACUUGGAAUUCUGAGUUGGAUGACCGUUCAAAACGUAUUUUCCCAGUUGGAGCUAGUUUUUUUUUCCAAGUUCCCAGUUGUCUUGAACGUACCGAAGUCAGAGAUUUCCCAGUUCCAUGUUCUGAGUUCCCAGUUGUUUUGAACCCGGCAGAAGUCAUGCUGGAUUGACAGCAUGGCCAAUAUAUUAUGUAUGAGUUCACACAAAUGCUGAGCACUUGUUGGCUGCUUUUCCUUCACUCUACGGUUCAACUCAUCCCAAACAAAUCUCAAUCUUGAGGUCGGGUGAUUGUGGAGGCCAGGUCAUCUGAUGCAGAACUCCAUCAAUCUCCAUGGUCAAAUAGCCCUUACACAGCCUGGAGGUGUGUUUUGGGUCAUUGUCCUGUUGAAAAACAAAUGAUAGUCCCACUAAGCGCAAACCAGAUGGGAUGGCGUAUCGCUGCAGAAUGCUGUGGUAGCCUUGCUGGUUAAGUGUGCAUUGAAUUCUAAAUAAAACACAGACAGUGUCACCAGCAGAGCACCCCCACACCAUCACACCUCCUCCUCCAUGCUUCACGGUGGGAACCACACAUGCGGAGAUCAUCCGUUCACCUACUCUGGAACCAAACAUUUUAAAUUUGGACUUAUCAGACCAAAGGACAGAUUUCCACCGGUCUAAUGUCCAUUGCUCGUGUUUCUUGGCCCAAGCAAGUCUCUUCUUCUUAUUGGUGUCCUUUAGUAGUGGUUUAUUUGCAGCAAUUCGACCAUGAAGGCCUGAUUCACGCAGUCUCCUCUUAACAGUUGAUGUUGAGAUGUGUCUGUUACUUGAACUCUGUGAAGCAUUUAUUUGGGCUGCAAUCUGAGGCUGGUAACUCUAAUGAACUUAUCAUCUGCAGCAGAGGUAACUCUGGGUCUUCCUUUCCUGUGACAGUCCUCAUGAGAGCCAGUUUCAUCACAGCGCUUGAUGGUUUUUGCGACUGCACUUAAAAGUUCUUGAAACUUUCUGGAUUGACUGACCUUCAUGUCUUAAAGAAAUGAUUGACUGUUGUUUCUUUUGCUUAUUUGAGCUGUUCUUGCCAUAAUAUGGACUUGGUCUUUUACCAAAUAGGGCUAUCUUCUGUAUACCACCCCUACCUUGUCACAACACAACUGAUUGGCUAAAACGCAUUAAGAAGGAAAGAAAUUCCACAAAUUAACUUUUAACAAGGCACACCUGUUAAUUGAAAUGCAUUCCAGGUGACUACCUCAUGAAGCUGGUUGAGAGAAGGCCAAGAGUGUGCAAAGCUGUCAUCAAGGCAAAGGAUGGCUACUUUGAAGAAUCUCAAAUAUAAAAUAUAUUUUGAUUUGAUUAACACUUUUUUGGUUACUACAUGAUUCCAUAUGUGUUAUUUCAUAGCUUUGAGGUCUUCACUAUUAUUCUACAAUGUAGAAAAUAGUACAAAUAAAGAAAAACCCAUGAAUGAGUAGGUGUGUCCAAACUUUUGACUGGUACUGUAUGUAUACUAUAGCUAGGAAAGUAAUACUUUGUGUAUGUUGUGUAGUAAGCUGUUAGUAGUGUGUCUCACCCUAAGAAUUUGGUCCCUCUCCCCCUCAGAACUUAACCUACAGUGAGGGAAAAAAGUAUUUGAUCCCCUGCUGAUUUUGUACGUUUGCCCACUGACAAAGAAAAGAUCAGUCUAUAAUUUUAAUGGUAGGUUUAUUUGAACAGUGAAAGACAGAAUAACAACAAAAAAAUCCAGAAAAACGCAUGUCAAAAAUGUUAUAAAUUGAUUUGCAUUUUAAUGAGGGAAAUAAGUAUUUGACCCCCUCUCAAUCAGAAAGAUUUCUGGCUCCCAGGUGUCUUUUAUACAGGUAACGAGCUGAGAUUAGGAGCACACUCUUAAAGGGAAUGCUCCUAAUCUCAGCUUGUUACCUGUAUAAAAGACACCUGUCCACAGAAGCAAUCAAUCAAUCAGAUUCCAAACUCUCCACCAUGGCCAAGACCAAAGAGCUCUCCAAGGAUGUCAGGGACAAGAUUGUAGACCUACACAAGGCUGGAAUGGGCUACAAGACCAUCGCCAAGCAGCUUGGUGAGAAGGUGACAAAAGUUGGUGCGAUUAUUCGCAAAUGAAAGAAACACAAAAGAACUGUCAAUCUCCCUCGGCCUGGGGCUCCAUGCAAGAUCUCACCUCGUGGAGUUGCAUUGAUCAUGAGAACGGUGAGGAAUCAGCCCAGAACUACACGGGGGGAUGUUGUCAAUGAUCUCAAGGCAGCUGGGACCAUAGUCACCAAGAAAACAAUUGGUAACACACUACGCCGUGAAGGACUGAAAUCCUGCAGCGCCCGCAAGGUCCCCUGCUCAAGAAAGCACAUAUACAGGCCCGUCUGAAGUUUGCCAAUGAACAUCUGAAUGAUUCAGAGGAGAACUGGGUGAAAGUGUUGUGGUCAGAUGAGACCAAAAUCGAGCUCUUUGGCAUCAACUCAACUCGCCGUGUUUGGAGGAGGAGGAAUGCUGCCUAUGACCCCAAGAACACCAUCCCCACCGUCAAACAUGGAGGUGGAAACAUUAUGCUUUGGGGGUGUUUUUCUGCUAAGGUGACAGGACAACUUCACCGCAUCAAAGGGACGAUGGACGGGGCCAUGUACCGUCAAAUCUUGGGUGAGAACCUCCUUCCCUCAGCCAGGGCAUAGGAAAUGGGUCGUGGAUGGGUAUUCCAGCAUGACAAUUAACCAAAACACACGGCCAAGGCAACAAAGGAGUGGCUCAAGAAGAAGCACAUUAAGGUCCUGGAGUGGCCUAGCCAGUCUCCUGACCUUAAUCCAUAGAAAAUCUGUGGAGGGAGCUGAAGGUUCGAGUUGCCAAACGUCAGCCUCGAAACCUUAAUGACUUGGAGAAGAUCUGCAAAGAGGAGUGGAACAAAAUCCCUCCUGAGAUGUGUGCAAACCUGGUGGCCAACUACAAGAAACGUCUGACCUCUGUGAUUGCCAACAAGGGUUUUGCCACCAAGUACUAAGUCAUCUUUUGCAGAGGGGUCAAAUACUUAUUUCCCUCAUUAAAAUGCAAAUCAAUUUAUAACAUUUUUGACAUGCGUUUUUCUGGAUUUUGUUGUUGUUAUUCUGUCUCUCACUGUUCAAAUAAACCUACCAUUCAAAUUAUAGACUGAUCAUGUCUUUGUCAGUGGGCAAACGUACAAAAUCAGCAGGGGAUCAAAUACUUUUUUCUCUCACUGUAUACUUAAUACAUAACUUAGCCUACUGUUCUGACUUGGUGGUGCUCAUGUAGCCUAUAGCCAGUUUUAGAGAAAUGUCAUUAUCGAAUAUUGUAGAAGCUUUCAUUGUCUGCUUAUAUGCCCGUUAUUUAUCCUACAUUUUGACCUGGUGUACAGGGAGAAUACUGUAAGAACUGCCCAUGUUCUGAAUUAUGUCGCUGUCCAUUUCAAAAGUGCUGAACAAAUAGGCAUAUCGUCCAUCUGAGCUCGCUCAUUAAUGUCUUAAUCAAAAUUGCCUCUUAUCAGCUCAUCAUUCCAUUAUGCCAUACUUUGUACAUCUCAAUUGUUAUAUUGCUUAUAUAGGUCUAUCUCAUUAGUAUCUUAUUCAUACUUCACAUACUUAGUCUCUCUCUCUCUCUCUCUGUGGUGACUUAAAGAAGAGUAAAGUUAACGCCUCAACAUCUUGCUGAAUUUAUCUAAACUAACACCUAUCUAAAUUUCUGUCUGUGUCCAUUUUGAAAGUGCUGAACGAAGGCCUACCUCGUCGCAGCUUGUUUGCUUGCACUUGCUUAUACUUAGGGCUUAGUGUUAAUGGUAUAUGAACAAUCAUUAUGAAUCUACUGAACAUAAAUGUAAUAAUAUUUGUGUAUGGCUCAAAAGCCAAACUCAUUUCGGCAUUCGUUAUUAUUGAAGGAGAAUGCAUUUUUUUAUCUAGUUACGCAACUCCACAAGUCAGUAGAAACCAUAUUUAUUUAAGCAAGUCAGCCAUAUCAGCUAUUGUUUUAAAAAGGCGGUAAACGAGGCUGAAUGAACUUUUUCCGCUGCCAGUUGAGGCUCUGCUGAUAGCCAGGUGUAGCGGUGUUAAGGAUUCACUCCAUGGUCCUGAACAGAAAGCUCUGCUGUCGGCACAGCUUUAUGUAUGCCCUAACAGUUUGUGGGCACCGUUUGUCACUGUUAUAGUGCAAUUAAUGUAUUGUUUAGUGUUGUGUUGUGUAGUGGCUUUGCUGGCAUGCAACAAGAAAAAAAGAGUUUGCCCCAACAACAUUUACAUGCUAAAAUCACCAGCAUUGAACUCUAUAGCACUCUUGACAACCACGUUGAAUGUGACUGCACAUCAAAUGUUGCAAUGGUAAAACGUUUUGUAUAAUUUUCGCUUACUUUUAAUUCUUGCCUAAUAUGUUGACAUGCGUAACCUUUUUUUAAAUCAAUUCUGAUAGUUGUUAAAAGCGGUGUCUUAACAUACACAAUACUCUGUUGCAGAUAAGCAUACCCCAUAUAAGAGAUUAAGGGUAAAGGACAGAUCACGCAUUAAUUUUCUGAAAGAAAACUUAGCUUGGGCUAAGGCUAGAUUUACUGAUUCUACCUCUGACUGGCAGUCCUUCAGAUAUUUGAGAAAUGUCUUACUCUGGUUAGAAAAGCAAAGUCAACAUACUUAUUGAAUUGUGUAUCUGAGAGUGGUAGAAAUCCAGCUAAAUUCAAAUCUUUGAAAAUAACUCCACCCCCUCAUUGCCCCAGCAGGUUAUGACAGUCUCUGGUACCAUAACAGACAAAAAUACAUUUGUGGUGCUUUUAAUAACCAUUUUGCCUCAGCUGGCCAUCUAUUUGAAAGAAUGGUUUCUGAAAAGACCUCAACUUCCACUAGAGGGAAUCCUUUAUUCACCUCUAAACAGAUAGCAGAGAAUGAUGCACUUCCAGGCACUCUUUUUUUCUCUCAUUUGAACCAUUUUAUGUUAAUGAUGUAUUAAGUGCCUUGCAAAAAAAUGGAUGUAACAAAAUCCAUAGGAGCUGAGUCGCUUGAUCCCUUUCUACUGCAGCUUUCUGCCCCCCUCAGCGUAGAACCUUUGACCCAAAAUGUGUUAUUUAACAAUUGCCUUUGGUGCUAUCCCUAAGAUCAGGAAGGCAGCGCAUGACCUAGAUAACUACUGCCCAAUUUCUAAACUGUCUUGCAAAAAUAUUAGAAUCACUGGCAACCUCUCAUCUAAGAACUUUUUAAACUUCAAAUUAUAUUCUUAAUGUGUGCCAGUCUGGUUUUAGACCUGGACAUAGCACCGUUUCAGCAGCUACGCUUUUCUUAAGUGAUAUAUUAAAUUACUUAGAUCAUAGGAAUCGCUGUGCUGCCAUAUUUAUAGACCUAUCCAAGACCUUUGAUACUGUCGACUAUCCCCUACUCAUUCAAAUGUUGUCUGAAAUGGGGCUCGACCAGGAGUCUUGCAAGUGGUUUGGGAACUAUCUGUCAGACAGAACACUGUGCCUACUGACGGUGUCAAGUUACCUCGAUAUUACUAAAGGUUUCCCGCAAGGGUCGAUUUUGGGACCUGUCCUCUUUACUAUUUAUAUAAAUAAUAAUGGUCUAUCUGCAAAAACCUGUAACAUUCAUCUGUAUGCAGAUGACACUGUUAUGUACGCUAUUGCCCCUACGGCUGACCAGGCUGUGUUGGAGCUGCAAUCUGAUUUUGUUGCCUUGCAGAAAGUCCUGAUUGAUUUAAAAUUGGUAGUUAAUGUGGGAAAAACUAAAUGAAUGCUGUUUUUCUGAUUCUCGUAAAAAUAUUUCUGAUGGCUUACACAUUUAUGCAUUGGAUGGUUCUUUCGUCAAGCAGGUUCCAGCCUAUAAAUAUCUGAGCUUUUGGAUUGACAAUAUUUUGACGUUUAAAAAACAUACGGAUGAGCUAGUUAAGAAACUGAGAUUUAAAGUAGUUUUUUUUAAAUAGAAAUAGAUCAUGCCUCUCCCUAAACAGAAGGAAGCAGAUUAUACAGUCAACUUUCCUGUCAGUUCUUGACUAUGGCAUUUAUCAGAAUGCAGCAGCUACUACUCUUAAACCUUUGAAUGCCGUCUACCAUAGCGCCCUUCACUUUAUCACAGGUUACAGUUUUGAUACCCAUCACUGCAUCCUGUAUCUCUCGACUAACCUGUACCCCAGCACAUUGACUCGGUACCUGUACCCCCUGUAUAUAACCUCGUUAUUGUUAUUUUAUUGUGUUACGUAUUUUUUUCUUAAAACGGCAUUGUUGGUUAAGGGCUUGUAAGUAAGCAUUUCACAGUAAGGUCUACACCUGUUGUAUUCGGCACAUGUGACAAAUAAAAUGUGAUUUGAUUUGUAUCAAAAGGUUGGCUGGUCCUCAUUAAAGUCCCGUAUAUCACUUCAUUACUCCCUUUUUGUUUACAAAGCUCUACUACACAAGCUUCCAACCUACCUCACCUCACUGUUAAAAUGUGAAAAUAUUAAAACCAAACCCGUUCACAGAGAUGGUUACCUCUCGAGGUUCCACUAGUACAUACCGAUCUAGGUAAAUCCGCCUUCAGUUUUAGUGACCCCCAUUUUUGGAAUAGCCUACAAAACUCCCUACAUCUUGACUCUCUGGUGCCUCUAGGGCAGUUUAGGAUUCAAUGUUGAAUGAAUUUAAUGAGAAUUGCAACUAAAUAAUUGUAUUUGUGGUGUUUGAAGCUGUAGGGUUGAUUGUGUAAUUUGUAUUGAUCAUUUUACAUUUACAUUUACAUUUUAGUCAUUUAGCAGACGCUCUUAUCCAGAGCGACUUACAGUUAGUGAAUACAUUUUUUUAUUUUAUUGGCCCCCCGUGAGAAUCGAACCCACAACCCUGCCAUGCUCUAUCAACUGAGGUACAUCCCUACCGGCCAUUCCCUCCCCUACCCUGGACGACGCUGGGCCAAUUGUGCGCCGCCCAUGAGUCUCCCGGUCGCGGCCGGCUGCGACAGAGCCUGGAUUCGAACCAGGAUCUCUAGUGGCACAGUUAGCACUGCGAUGCAGUGCCUUAGACCACUGCGCCACUCAGGAGACAUUUUGAAUUUGUAUUGUUGUCCUCAGGGCACAAUUGUAAAUGAGACCCUGGUCUCAAUGGUUUACCAAAAUAAAAGUUGUAAAAAAUUAACAUCGUCCUAAACCCUACUCCUAGCUAGUAGUUUUUUCGUCUUGAAACAGGUUUUAACAGGAUUCCUAGGACCUUUUCUGAGAUGCUUUGUGCAUACGGGCCCUGGUCUGACAAACACUGCUGUAGCUCUGCCACCUUCCAUCGCAGAUGCGGAAGGCUGACAUCUGCGGAUGCGUUAGAUUGAGAUACAGCCAUGCAAAAAAAUGAUAUCUCUAGUUUAAACAGACAGAUUUUGAUGGGGAUAUUGUAUUAUGCUAAUUCGAUUUCCGCACAGGCAUUGAGUCUAGGGGUUGUUUUAAGACGGAAAGGGUCUGCAUCCCAAAUGGCACCCUAUUCCCUAUAUAGUGCACUACUUUUGACCAGAUGAACCCUCCAUGAAGUAAAAAACUAUACUAUGGGCCCUGGUCAAAAGUAUUGCACUACAUAGGUCUCCAAAUGUUCACACGUUUGGAGCUCGGCCGCCUGUCACGACUUCCUCCGAAGCUGCCUCCCCUCCUUGUACGGGCAGGCUUCGGCGUUCGUCGUCACCGGCCUUCUAGCCACUGCCGCUCCUCAUCUCAUCAUUCCAUUUGUUUAGUCUUGUUUAUUACACACACCUGGUUCAUAUCCCCUCAUCAGUACCUGUAUAAGUAUUCCCUCUGCCCCCCAUGUCUUUGGGUGUGAUUCUUUAUUGUAGAGGAUAUUAUAGCUCGGUGGAGCUAUUGUAUUUUGUAUCGCCCGGGAUAUUCACCCGUGUGCCUUGUUUCUCCAGUGCACCGUAUUUACCGCACUGGAGUGUAUUACGCAUUGCUGCGUACCGCUGUGUUCCUGAUUAAACUAUAUAUUCUGUGAUUUACUCUCCUGCGCCUGACUCCGUCCGAAAUCAGCCGCCACACCGCUGUAGAAGCUCGGAAGCCCCACUUAUGAGGCCUCACGGCGAGAUGGCAGCCCCAUAGAUUUUUCUUUAAAUAGGCUUGGAGGAUUCCUUUAAUAAUUCAUUGAUCAUGACCAAGAUGAAUAAUUCACCGGCACAAACUUUGCUUUAGUAACAGUAUGCCAGGGCAUAAUGUGUAGAAUGUGAAAUCACUUUUUAUUAGCGAUGAAAUUCUUCAAAUGCUUUGGGGGAAAACGUUUCCUAAAGUCACUUACACUGAGUGUACAAAACAUUAAUAACACCUGCUCUUUCCAUGACAUAGACUGACCAGGUGAAUCCAGGUGAAAGCUAUGAUCCCUUAUUGAUGUCACUUGUUAAAUCCACUUCAAUCAGUGUAGAUGAAGGGGAGGAGACCGGUUAAAGAAGGAUGUUUAAGCCUUGAGACAAUUGAGACAUUGAUUGUGUAUGUGUGCCAUUCAGAGGGUGAAUGGGCAAGACAAAAUAUUUAAGUGCCUUUGAUCGGAGUAUGGUAGUAGGUGCCAGUCGUAGGGCUGUUAAGGUGACCGUAUUACCCCCACACUGACAGUCAGGAGUCAUGACCGCAGUCAAAUACGAUGUGACCGUUGAGUUACUGUAUCUAGGCUUCUCCAAAACUGUGUUCUGAUGCCUCUGAUGGUCAUUAGUAGCCUACCAAACUUGCUAAUGGCCGGUACUCAGCACUCUAUUGUCCCUCUAAUCACUCUGACAUCAAUGCAAAUGAAAUCGAAAAUCAAAUCAAACACUUCAUGAGACUUGAGACUGGCAGAAUCUUUUUUAAUACCUCACAAAUUAUCAAAAUGACAGGCUACUUUGACACUGACAAGCUGAGAAUCUGAGAUCUAUAAAAAUGACCUUGUCUUGAAUCCAUCAAUAGCCUAGGUGUGUGUAGACACAUAUUGUAGGUUACAAUAUGAGGAGGAAAUUAUAGUCCUAAAAAUGCUUUCCAGUUUCACUGACUCACCCAAUGAUGUGCAGGUCACUCGCAGGUGAUGGCCGAUGCGUUCGUGCCAAAAGCCUCUCUCUCUUGUUUUACUUUGUAAAACAAUAUUUGGAAGUUGCUAAAACACUUUGGUAGUCUACAGCAUACGGAUUAGUCUCUUUUCUUUUCAGCAGGAGCCAUUUGCUUUCCAACCUGUGUUUUCCGGCGAUUGUAUUAGAAAUAUUGCGAAAGGUCUGUUUUGUCUGCAUGCUGUUCACCGACAGAUUUGCGGCGCGAUUCCCGACUGUAGAAUAUGCCUUCAUAUUGGGCUCCACACAAUCCACAGCUAAGCUAUUUUUUAAAUAAGCUAUUGAGCCUCUACGGCUUACGGCUGAUGUAGUAGGCUAUUCUAAAUGAUUUCAUUUCUUUCUGAACACACAGCAGGUGAUAAAAGCAGAUCCCAGCUUUGUCGUACUGCUAUAUUUAUUGCUCAAAAACAGUAUAGCCUACCUAGCAUAUUAAAAAAGUAACUGCUGGUAACCUCCAUUCGCUAUUCCAGUGCAGGCUAUGGAUAACUUUUUUUUGUUGUUGGCCAUUUCUAAAUAAAAAUGUAUUCUACACAUAUAUUAGUAGGCUAUAUGUAAAGACCAGAUUAAAUUGAGAAUACUGCAUGAGCAUAUUAUCAAGUGCUUGUCAAAUUGUGAAUGAAAGACUGAUGAAGUGUGUGCAGCCUGCACAAGAAACAGAUCAGAGUGCUUCCCUUUCAUGCAGCGCCACGGGAAGUAGGGGUGCUGAGGGCGCUGCAGCACCCCCUAAAAAAUCAGAAUAAAAUGUAAAUAUAUAUUAUUUUGGAAAAAUAUAUUUUUUCACAAAAGUAGUGCACUGGGACUUUACUAGUAUUAGCGGACAUAUAUAGACGUCUGUAGCGCGGGCAACGUUGUUUUUCAGCAUCUCCGCUUUGGCUAAAAAGGUAGUUGUAUAAUUAAGAACGGAAUGUUGCUUUCACGACUCAGGAUAAGACCCAGAUGCAGAUACAGGAGGCGGAUAGUUCGAAUCUCAGGUAUUUAUUGUAACACAGGGGGCAGGCAAACGGCAGGUCGAGGGCAGGCAGGGGUUCGUAAACCAGGUCAGGCAGGUACAGGAUGACAGGCAGGCUCAGGGUCAGGACAGGCAGAAAGGUCAGAACCGGGUAGACUAGAAAACAAAACUUGAAAACAGGAAAAACGCUGGUACAACCUGAACAAGACAAGACGAACUGGCAACAGACAAACAGAAAAUGCAGGUAUAAAUACACAGGGGAUAAUGGGGGGAAAUGGGAGACACUUGGUGGGGGGUGGAGACAAGCACAAGACAGGUGAAACAGAUCAGGGUGUGACAGUUGCCGGAUUCAAUCGUUGGAAUUGUAAGAGUUGUUGCCCUGUCCCUUUCUCUGUGAUUGUCAUUCUAAUGGAAUCCAGAAAGAACAAAACCCUGUCCUCAAACAUUUACAUCAAAAGGUGGAAAGUUAUGGGUAAAGAUACAAAACAUCCUAAUCAAAUUAAAUAUUUUUCUUGAUCAAAUAACAUGGAAAACAACCACUUUUUGUGCAGUUACUGUAUUAUACAUUACUGUAUUGUACAUUAGCUGGUCAUCUAGGUUUGUACCUGUAGACUUUCCAUCACCAUGAAGAAAAGCAAUGCACAAUACAGUAAUUGAGUACAUUGAGACAUCAAGUGGUUUGUGAUGAGGUGAUGUGAGGAUGUGGCUCAGUAGGUAGAGCAUGGCGCUUAUAGGGUUGUGGGUUCGAUUCCCAUGAGGGACCAGUAUGAAAAUGUAUGCACUCACUACUGUAAGUUGCUCUGGAUAAGAGUGUCUACUGAAAAGGAAUGAAUAGACCAUUUCAGUUUUCACAUAGAAAUAAGUUGCAUUUGCAAAGUAUUUCAAGAAACUGGAAAACAUAUACCAAGCAAGUAUUUCUAUAUUCCACAAGUAUUAUCAGAUUAACUGGUUUGUACAGAUAAUUAUCAGACUCAAUAUAUAAAUGCUGGUAAACACUCAAAUACAUUCAGUUAAAAUGUUUUCACAAAAGUGAAAUGAUGUAGAUGUCUUCAACGCGGGCAAAAAUAAAAUUCUGCAUCCCCCGGCAAAAAAAUCGCAACACCCCUAAACUACUUCCAGCAGCCUUAGAAUGUAUUAGAAAUCAAAACAUAUAGCCUAACGUUUGUAUCACAGCUAAAGUUUCAUAAAUAACUCUAAAUUAAGCAUAUAGGAGGACCUGUUUAUUUGUUAACCGCUCAAAACAGAAUAGCCGCAUGUGCGCACUCCCUCAACUCGUUUGGGGAAAAAUAUCCUUUCUAUUUUAUUCAGCUAUGUUCAAUUGUAUUGUUCUUACUAUAGAGUAAUAUUAAAAAAUGCACGAGAAUUAUAAGAAAAUCUUGCCUGCUAAAUGAACUAGUGUAGCCCACAGCCAUAUGGCAUAGCCAGAUCAGGGCCUAACAUAAGGAUGACUCAGUAUGUUAUUCUAUUCUUCUGAAAUGGGCUACAUUUUCUUAAUAUCAUAAUGUUUCUUUAGAGGUGCCUAAAAUAAAUAAUGGAUUAUUAAAUAAUGGCUAUAUUAAAUGGAUUUAUUAUACUUUUUUAAAUGUAGAUGUUCCAAAGGUCCACAUCCGUGGCUUGCAGGCUAUGUGUGGAAGCCAGAGAUGCUAAAUGUGUCAAUUACCAUGAGACCGGCAGUUAUUUGAAUGACAAUCAACAGCUUAUAUGAUGUGGAUGUUUUGUAUCUUUGCCCAUAACUUUGCACCUUUUGAUGUAAAUGUUUGAGGACAGGGUUUUGUUCUUUCAGGACCGCCACAGCCCUAGCCAGGCACACCAGUUUGUGUCAAGAACUGCAACGCUGCUAAGUUCUUCACGCUCAACAGUUUCCCAUGUGUAUCAAGAAUGGUCCACCACCCAAAGGACAUUCAGCCAACUUGACACAACUGUGUGAAGCAUUGGAGUCAAAUGGGCCAACAUCCCUGUGGAACGCUUUCGACACCUUGUAGAGGUGUUCUGAGUGCAAAAGGGGGUGCAACUCAAUAGUAGGAAGGUGUCCUUAAUGUUUUGUACACUCAGUGGAUAUGGGGGUCUGCAAAGCAGCAAUUUACAAAAACAUUUCUAUAAAGUGAAUUCUACACAGAGGAGUUUUAUGUCAUCUUUCAACACUUGAGUUGUGCAGCGCACAGCAGCACAGUCUUUCUGUGGAGGCCUCAAUUGACUAACCCAAAGGAGGGACACAUGAAUGGGAAUGAUUCUCUAAUAAAGAUUCCACAGACUUUAAAAAAAUGAUAAAAGCAGGGAGAGUGGGUUAUAAAGCUGUUUGCUUUCAGACUGCUUAUUCUUCUUAAUGAAAGAAGGAAUGUUUACUUAUUAAAUAGGCAUGGCUUUAUGCCGCGGAGUCUGUUGUAUGAGCUUUUAUAUGGAAGAUUAAAGGAGGAACAUUUUCAAUUUAGUGUUAAACGCAAAGCCAGCCUUUCACUCUCACUACCAUUGAUACAGCACAUGCUGUACAGAGACUGCUAUUAUCAACUAGAGAGGGGCAGAGAAGCACCAAAAUGAGAAUCACUGCUAACUGAUUGUAGAUUUCAUAAUAUAUUUUCUAAAGCUACUCUUUGUUCAUCAUCAGAGAGCAGCAUGGUCACAUUAUAUUGGAAUGUAUAUGUAUUAGCUAUAUUGUUUGUAUCCAGUACUUUUAACAGUGCUAUUCAGGUAACUGAAACCCGACUCCCUCUGCACUCCCUGACGAAGAGUUUUUUAGAUUUUCGUCUAUUGAACAGGCCAUCACAAUAAAGGCAUUUUAACUACAUGAAGAGAAACACUGAUGAAGACAGCUUGCUGUCGAAACGUUGGUGAAUAAAUAAUUGCAUCUAGUGUGCGGAUUUUCCUUUUCUUUUAAACUAUAUGAAGAGUGCCUUGGUCCUCCUCGUUCUUUGACCCCCUCUCUCUCUGUUGUAUUGUAGACCCCCAGAUGGCCUCCAGCGAGGUGGAUGGGGUCAACAUGGAGGAGAUUCGGGAGUUCGCCAAAGCGUUCAAGAUCCGCCGCUUGUCCCUGGGCCUGACCCAGACUCAGGUGGGUCAGGCUCUCAGCGUGGCCGAGGGCCCAGCCUAUAGUCAGUCUGCCAUCUGCAGGUAAGGAACGCUUGGGGUUCCAAGUGAUUAACAUCGAAGCAUGGUAUAUCUUAGCAUAGAUCUGUUGAUUAUGGUGUCUUCAGGAAUAUUCCUAUCCUUCCCAUCAAGUGAUAAAUGGGUUUUUCUUUACUGCAGUGCAGAAUUUAAGUUUACUAACUAAUUGUGGUAUUAAAAUGACAAAUAAAUACAAUACAGUGAGGGAAAAAGAAUUUGAUCCCCUGCUGAUUUGUACUUUUGCCCACUGACAAAGACAUGAUCAGUCUAUAAUUUUAAUGGUAGGUUUAUUUGAACAGUGAGAGACAGAAUAACAACAAAAAAAUCCAGAAAAACGCAUGUCAAACAUUUUAUAAAUUGAGUUGCAUUUUAAUGAGGGAAAUAAGUAUUUGACCCCUCUGCAAAACAUAACUUAGUACUUGGUGGCAAAACCAUUGUUGGCAAUCACAGAGGUCAGACGUUUCUUGUAGUUGGCCACCAGGUUUGCACACAUCUCAGGAGGGAUUUUGUUUCACUCCUCUUUGCAGAUCUUCUCCAAGUCAUUAAGGUUUCGAGGCUGACGUUUGGCAACUCGAACCUUCAGCUCCCUCCACAGAUUUUCUAUGGGAUUAAGGUCUGGAGACUGGGUAGGCCACUCCAGGACCUUAAUGUGCUUCUUCUUGAGCCACUCCUUUGUUGCCUUGGCCGUGUGUUUUGGGUCAUUGUCAUGCUGGAAUACCUAUCCACGACCCAUUUUCAAUGCCUUGACUGAGGGAAGGAGGUUCUCACCCAAGAUUUGACGGUACAUGGCCCCGUCCAUCGUCCCUUUGAUGCGAUGAAGUUGUCCUGUCCCCUUAGCAGAAAAACACACCCAACGCAUAAUGUUUCCACCUCCAUGUUUGACGGUGUUGAUGGUGUUCUUGGGGUCAUAGGCAGCAUUCCUCCUCCUCCAAACACGGCGAGUUGAGUUGAUGCCAAAGAGCUCGAUUUUGGUCUCAUCUGACCACAACACUUUCACCUGAAUCAUUCAGAUGUUAAUUGGCAAACUUCAGACGGCCCUGUAUAUGUGCUUUCUUGAGCAGGGGGACCUUGCGGGCGCUGCAGGAUUUCAGUCCUUCACGGCGUAGUGUGUUACCAAUUGUUUUCUUGGUGACUAUGGUCCCAGCUGCCUUGAGAUCAUUGACAAGAUCCUCCCGUGUAGUUCUGGGCUGAUUCCUCACCGUUCUCAUGAUCAUUGCAACUCCACGAGGUGAGAUCUCCGAGGGAGAUUGACAGUUAUUUUGUGUUUCUUCCAUUUGCGAAUAAUCGCACCAACUGUUGUCAUCUUCUCACCAAGCUGCUUGGCGAUGGUCUUGUAGCCCAUUCCAGCCUUGUGUAGGUCUACAAUCUUGUCCCUGACAUCCUUGGAGAGCUCUUUGGUCUUGGCCAUGGUGGAGAGUUUGGAAUCUGAUUGAUUGAUUGCUUCUGUGGACAGGUGUCUUUUAUACAGGUAUCAAACUGAGAUUAGGAGCACUCCCUUUAAGAGUGUGCUCCUAAUAUCAUCUCGUUACCUGUAUAAAAGACACCUGGGAGCCAGAAAUCGUUCUGAUUGAGAGGGGGUCAAAUACCUAUUUCCCUCAUUAAAAUGCAAAUCAAUUUAUAACAUUUUUGACAUGCGUUUUUCUGGAUCUUUUUGUUGUUAUUCUGUCUCUCACUGUUCAAAUAAACCUACCAUUAAAAUUAUAGACUGAUCAUUUCUUUGUCAGUGGGCAAACGUACAAAAUCAGCAGGGGAUCAAAUACUUUUUUCCCUCACUGUAUAUUACCAGUUUUAUGGAAGUAAAUAUGUAUUAUACCAUUUCAUAUCUGAAUGAUGGACAAUCAUUUCUCUGUAGUUCAACUGACCCUCUUGCUGCACUCCUGUCAGUAUGCAGUAGUAGCUACAGUAGAUGAAAGCACUCAGCACUGCUGUAUUUGAGAGUGCACAUAAUCUUCUGGUGUCCAUGACGGCUCACAUCCAUAUUUCAUCUCAUAUUUAAGCAGACAUCAUUAAGAUAUUAAAAUGAAUACAUAAUUGAAGACCAUCCAGUCAAAUGAAGCUCUUUGUCCACUUCUUUCUCUCCUCUCACACGACAGCGCUGUUCUUUAUGCAAAAUACAUUACCUAGAGUAUUACACGAAGCACUUAAAGCAUUUAAUAAUUACUAAGGCCUAUUGCUGUUCCCUCUACAUUGGGCUUAAGAGAACCUGGCAAGAACUGGUCUGUUAAUAAGAUUGUUGUGUUCUACAGUCCCGUAAGGACAUGCGUUUAGUCAUGAACAGCUGCAUUAUCUAUUCAUUAGAUAAUCAGACAUAUAGUGUUUUACGAGAUAGUCUCUUCCUUUUUAUGCCUUCCUUCCACCUGGUUAACUUUAGUACCAAUGAACUAGACCCUUUAGAAAUACACCUACAGUAUCUCUAAUCAGGCAAAGUCACAUAGGGUGGGUACCAUUAUAUUAACACAAAGAGUUUCAUAUGAUCAAAAAGUAUAAUAAUGUAUGUUUUGUUUCAGUUUUUCCUCCCCGAACAUGUAAUAUACUGUAUGCCAUUUAGCAGACGCUAUUAUCCAAAGCGACUUACAGUCAUGCGUGCAUACAUUCUACAAAUGAGUGGUCCCGGGAAUUGAACCCACUAUCCUGGCAUUGCAAACGCCAUGCUUUACCAACUGAGCUACAGAGGACUACAAGUGAAAUCAAUAGUUUUAACAAUAUCAUAAUCACGUUUACUUAAGUUCUGGCAUUUGGUCGUGACCUUACUGUGGCUAAUUUCCUGUUACCUUUUCAUUUUUCUCUACCCAUAGUAUUUUGCUUUACCAUAGUUGCAUGGUUCACUGUCAAUAGUUAUCAGCACUGUACCCCGUCAUAUUCCUGUAUUCAUUUUCUAAUGCGUUUCUGAAAUACAUGUGCUUUGCUGAUGACCUGCUGCCCUGCUUAUGUGACACAUUGGUGCAAUGGGCUUUUAACAUCAACAUCAAACGGCCGAUAUAAUCUGAAACUGGAGGGAGCAGGGUUCUUAUAAUGGACAGCCCUUUCAAACUAAUGUUUAAAGUCUUAAAAAUCACACAUGAAAUAUUUACAAGCAUCCAUAAUUCAGAUAUUUAUAACAUACAUUAAAAGCCAUUAGCUUAAAAAUAAAUAAACAGGUAAUAUGUCCUUGUGGGUUUAUUUAUGUCGGUAAGACAGUCUUUUUUUGUUUGUAUGACAUUGGACAUGACAAGCAUCUUCUAUGUUUUAAGUAAAGAGGCAGUCUUCACAUGCUUUAGUUUAGUUAACAUCAACAGAGUCAUGGAAGUUGGAGGAGAAGAGGGGACUGCAUGCUAGCUCAGGGGCAUGUUGUUGUCCUAUAUCACUGGAACAGACAGUGACAGAUGGUUCCAUCUUGUCUGAUUUCAUUGCUCACUUUGUUAAAAAGCUUUAUUAGCUUAUCACAGGGGAACAAACAUCCCAUAAGUACAUCAUCAAACCAAUGGGUUUGGAUCUUGUCUUAUGAUAGAGUGCUUGGUACAUACAGUAAAUACAAUCUGUCAUAUUGCUGCAUGUCAUAUUUAAGGGUUAAACACAAACUAUUAUUCUAUUGUAUAAAUUAUUUAUAGAUAAUGUUGCAAAUGAUGAUUGAUGGCAUCGAUUCUUUCACAAAUGGAGGACACAUUUUAUUGCAGAAAAAUAUGCAUGAAGUUUGAAUCCACCUCCACCUCAAUGAAGCUACAUCUCCAAAGAUUCACAGUGCUCUUGAUGUGAAUACUGCUCACAAUGCAUAGGUGCACAAUGUUGUCUUAACUACUCAUUGCUGGUGUAAUUCUUGAAGAGCAAUUAUGUUGCCAUGUUUAAGCUGCAUGCAUUUACAACAUUAAUUCACACUAGAACACAGCCCUUCCACAUCAAUGAUUCAUAUCUCAUGACAAGAAACUGUUGUCUCUAAUUUGCGCAUCAAUGUAGCAGAAACGUGCCUUCACAUCCUCCAUAUUUGUAGCAGAAACGUGCCUUCACAUCCUCCAUAUUUGUAGCAGAAACGCGCCUUCACAUCCUCCAUAUUUGUAUUUUAUCACAUCCACUUCUUUCUCUACCUGCUCCUGGUAUGUUGGAUUAAUAUCUGAAAGAUGGGAUACUGAUUUAAUACAUCAUAUCAGUCCCCUGUAUUCUGUUAGUAAUGGACCCUCCACUCAGUCAAAGACCCACUCUUAGCCAUGGCCUCACAAUAUUCUUAAAGGGUUAAAUAUAAACAGUACGAUAGUCAUAUGCAAACCUUCAUUUUGGGCUACACUUAGCAGAUGUUUGCGCAUGGCCUGAAAAAGGUACUUUUAAGACCGUUAAGAGAGAUGGGGGAGGGGGGUAAAAGAGAUAUGUAUUUAUUUUCUCCAGGUGGUUCUGAACCAGUGGGAACCAGCUGAGCAGCUCCCGACUCAUUUUAGUGCAUUUGGUUCCUGUUGAUCCAUUAAAUGUCCUGUCUCUACCGACUCCUUAUAUUUACUAAAGUAUUCCCUGCAGUAUAUAACCGUCCUCUUUCCGCUGUUUAAAAGGUGGUUAUAAAUAAUAAUGACAGUCGACAAGCAGAAAUGCAACAACAAUCAGAGAGGGGAAACAGGAAAAAACAGGCAGGGUCCUUCUUCAGUAAGCUAGGGCAGCAUCACUUCCCUACUGUUCUGUAUAACCAGCCGACUUGCCACUAAGAAAUAUCUUUCAUUUUGUUUGUGUGAGAGGGGUCCUUUCCCCCAGCUCUAAGGCAUCUCCUCACCUGCCUGCCAGGAAGAUUCUUUCAAAGACAUCCAAUUUUGGUCAAGGUCUUAGAAGAGGCCUGGACAGGAACGGCUGUUGUUUUAAAGGGGGAUCACCUUUUCUCUCAGCUGCUCGCUCCCGAACACCUGGACAGAUGUCUGGACUCUCAUUAGAAGGCAGUCAGCUCAAACCACACUCUGACACUGACCCCAGCAUGAGAGAACCCCAGCGCCUUUAGCCCAGGUCCAUCUUCCUUCAUCAUGUGAAAGCCAAAAGCCAUUUCUGUGCUUGUCUCACAGAACUCUGCAACUGACAUGGUCAGAAUACACUGAGCUACAGUACAGAUACUCCUGAAAAUGUUAUAAUAGUACAUUAGCAUCCACUAUUUGUUGAGAUUACACUGAUUCAACAAGCCAUAAUUCAGCUGCAGUUUGUGACUCAGGAACUCUAUCAAAAUGUUGUAACUAUAGUUUUGUGCUAUUGAAGGUACUUUUCAAAAGCACUAAAGUGCACCAUACAUUACAUUUGAAGAAUUACUUAUGCUUCAUGCAUCCAUAAACUCUGAAGUAUAUUCAAGUCUGAAGGGUGGAAAUGUAUUCAUAUUAAAUAUACAAGAGAGCUUGAGGAGAGAGAAAAGUUUGAAAAAUGUAUUAAAAUGUGAAUUUUGAUUAAUAAUUCAAACUGCUUUUGUAAAGAAAUUACAGUUAUGUAUUUACACUUGCUCAAAUCGCUUACAAGCAUUUUUUGGAAUAAUGACGAUUUUCAAAACAGAGUCCACAAGACACAGAACUCUGUGGCCUUUUGCAAAACAGUAAAUAGGUUUUCGAAAUGUAGUUGCCUUCUGAAAACAUAAAUACAUUCAUUUAAACUAUAUUAUACAGUCAAAAUUGCAAAUAGAUUCAUCAAAAGAGCAUGACUGCCUGCAAAAAGAUGAACACAACUAUACUUAUCUCUUGAGUCCAAGCAGACAAAACAGAAAGUUAGUCUGUCUUUAAAAAGAUCCCACUAGAUCAAUACAUUUUCUUUGCAGUCACUAAAUCAUGCAAUCAAAAGUGCAGAAUUAUGGGCAAUUACUCUCCUUUUGUGCAUAUUUCACCAAAAAAUGUCAUACACAUCAAAUCAAAUAUUAUUCCUGAUUUAAAAAACAAUAUAAUAAUAAGCCCGUUGUGCAGGAUUCAUUCAUCGAUAUCAUCACGAUCCAAUUCCAUGUAUUCAAUACAUAGGCUGGUUUGCUCACAUUUUGUAGACUUUCCAAUUGGUUACAGAAACACAAUCCACAAUAGAAAUAGGAAACACAACUGAUACAGUAUGAAUGCAUAGGCCUCAAUGUACACCAAAGCAAAGCUCUAUAAUGGAAGGUAACAGUGUUGGAGAUGAUGACUUAGGAGGAACCCAAAGAGACUUAAAAGUAACCCAACUUCAUUCUCUGCAUCUCUGCAUGUCCUCAAUAUUGUAAAAAAAUCACAACAAUUGGACAGUUCCCAUUGCCUAGAUCUUUCCAUAUAUUGUACAUGGUAUGACACUGAUGGGGGGAUUUAACAUAUUGUGCAGUAGUAUUUAUUUAUAAUAUGCCAUUUAGCAGUCGCUUUUAUCCAAAGCGACUUACAGUCACGUGUGCAUUCAUUUUUAUGUAUGGGUGGUCCCGGGGAUCGAACCCACUACCCUGGCGUUACAAGCACCAUGCUCUACCAAUUGAGCUAUAGAGGACCACAAAUGCCAGAAACAGUGAACACAAUUGCACACAUUCCUCUUCUGAUGAAAGCAAUGAGUUAAUAUUCUGUGAACAAAACACUUAACAGUGAGUUUUGUAUUCAUUGUUGACGUUUGUAUUUAAAGUUUUGCAGAAAAGUGGUCUAAGAUAUGCAAGUCAGGUACAAAGGCAAGAAAAUGAUCAGUUCUGUAAAUGUAUUUCAGCAUUUGAUCAUUGCUGUUCUGCUAUAGAUACAUUUCAACACUGAUCCAAAAAUUGCUUGUACGCGACUGAGAAGAUCUAAGUGCAUGCACUGCUGCCUUUUUCACCAUAUUAAAAACCUAGAUUUUUUUAUCACUUCAGGGGAAGGUAUGGGAAUAAUGUUAAAUUCAUUGUUUGGUUAACCCCUUUUUACCUUUUGUUGAUUGGUGAUAUAAUAUGUGGAUUAUAUUUUACAUCAAUGUGUAGUGUAAUCUACAUUUGCUAAAGCUCAGUGUUUGAUCAUGAUAGUCACAUGAUCUGUCAGUUUUUUUUUGUCUAUCUGAAGUCUAUUUUUAGCUAAUGGCAGGGUCUCCUCGCUCCAACACUGCCUUUCUGGGACAGAGAAUCACAACCAAAUACAAGACAAGCGAAAAACAAAAUAACGCUCACUUCCAACUGCUACAACUUUGGCUACACACUGUCAUGAAUGUAUCCAAGGCUGGUGGGUGUCUUUGUCCCAGUGGCAGUUGUCUGGGAGAGGAGGCCCUUCCAGUUCACUGAGGCAGGCAGGUUAUCCCUUGGCCCAGCAGGGCACCUAAGUAAGAUUCUUCUCUCUCAAUUCUCCCCAGACACACCAUCCUGAGAAGCCACUUUUUCCUACCACAGGAAGCCCAAGAGAACACUAUAGGUAGCAGUCUGACAGGCAAACUGAACCCUGGCCUUUUAUAUCCUGCCAGGUUUGAGAAGUUGGACAUCACCCCAAAAAGCGCCCAGAAGAUUAAGCCCGUUCUGGAGCGCUGGAUGGCCGAGGCCGAGGCCCGCCACCGGUCCGGCAUGCAGAACCUGACCGAGUUUAUCGGCAGCGAGCCCUCCAAAAAACGUAAGCGGAGGACCUCUUUCACCCCGCAUGCUCUGGAGAUCCUCAACAGCCACUUCGAGAAGAACACGCACCCCUCUGGACAGGAAAUGACCGAGAUAGCCGAGAAACUGAACUAUGACCGCGAGGUGGUCCGCGUCUGGUUCUGCAACAAGAGGCAAGCGUUGAAAAACACAAUAAAGCGGUUGAAACAGCCCGGUGACCUGGACCUGGACCUCGGCCCGACCGCGCCCAUGGACCCUCUCUCUGAUUCUCUGGAUGAGACCCCAAAAUGA